AAUGGCACACGCGGGGGCGAUGCUGCAGGGGCGCAGCUCUGAGUCCUAGAUGCUGAGCCUGGGUCGCCACGGCCUCCUCCCCUUCUCAGCUUCCUUCUGGGAUGUAAAGCAGCCUGCCAGGGCUGUUUUUCUGCCUGCCACGUUUUGGUGACCUCUGAGUUUGAAGACUCCACCCUUGGUCACCUACCUGGAUUAUGCUCGUGGCUUUCCUGCCUGAUGAUUCUUUUGCAGCAGGUCUGGCUUCCUUUACCUAAUCAGCCCUCAACCUCUCCUCCUAUGUCAGUGGCUGCCAGGCCCACAAGGACCUUGCAGCUCCCGCCACAGAAGGCUUUUGGGCAGGAAGCAUCCUUGCCUCUGGCAGGGGAAGAGGAUUUAGCUAAGAGAGGGGAGCCAGACUCUGCCCUGGAGGAGCUGUGUAAGCCCCUCUUCUGCAAACUCUGCAAUGUCACCUUGAACUCCGCUCAGCAAGCCCAGGCACACUAUCAGGGUAAAAACCAUGGCAAGAAACUCCGAAAUUAUUAUGCGGCUAACAGCUGUCCUCCUCCAGCCAGGGUGAGCAGCGUGGCAGAGCCUGUGGCCACACCCCUCGUUCCCGUCCCUCCGCAGGCGGGCCCCUGUAAGGCAGGGGGCAGGGUGAUCCUGGCUACAGAGAAUGACUACUGCAAGCUGUGCGACGCCUCCUUCAGCUCCCCUGCCGUGGCGCAGGCGCACUACCAGGGGAAGAACCACGCCAAGAGACUUCGUCUGGCCGAAGCUCAGAGUCACUCGUUCUCGGACUCCGCAGAGGCAGGGCAGCGGCGGCCUCGGAAAGAAGGGAGUGAAUUUAAGAUGGUGGCCACCAGGAGGAAUAUGUACACAGUGCAGAGCAAUGCAGGCCCUUACUUCAAUGCGCGCUCCCGGCAGAGGAUCCCGCGAGAUCUGGCCAUGUGCGUCACUCCAAGCGGCCAGUUUUACUGCUCGAUGUGUAACGUCGGAGCUGGCGAGGAGGUGGAGUUCCGGCAGCAUCUGGAGAGCAAGCAGCACAAAAGCAAGGUGUCGGAGCAGCGCUACAGGAGCGAGAUGGAGAACCUGGGCUAUAUUCAGUGACGGCCGUCCUCACGGAGACACCCGCCCUGCCUGUUUGCCUUCCGUCCACCUGCCUUGCUUCGUGGUCCUCCAUGCGUACAUUCCUCAUUUCUCCGCUUAGUGCGAGUGACCUGCAGUGGUGCCGGGGCCGUCGGGCCGGGGUCGGGGAGGGAGGUGUGUUUCUUAGGUCCCGAGGAUGCUCUUAUGGGCCAGCUGUGUCAAACAACUCACAGUGGUGUGUGAGCCUCCUGCCCCAUCAGGUGUAACUUUCCCAUCUUGGCCAAGUUCUGGUUAAGCAGCAGUAGCCUGACCAUGUCGAGUUACGAUUACUUAAAGAUGACAUCUACUUUUGCGGAUUUAGGUUUACGCACAUUAGAGGAACUGACUUGAGUUCUUACUUCCAGUUAUAGAGAAAACAGGUAAACAGAGAUUCCCGUUUCCGGAUGCUCCUGGGAACCGUUACCACCACGGUGUGGUGUCAGUAAGAUGCGCUGUUAGGUGUGUGCCAGGGUCUCCCGGCAGCACCUGGUUGGUUCCCUCGGCAUAUCCCACCUUCCAUAAUCGACACCUAGGUUUCCGUGAAUUCAUACGCGUCCAGAGUACUGUGUUCUUCUGAACACGUCACCUCACCUCCAGUUGUGAACCGCACGCAUCGUUCCUGGCUCCUCCCCUACUGGUCAGCUUCUCUGAUCUCCCCUCUCAUGGCCUCUCGGUGAGGCAGUUUCGGAGACCCAGAUUUGACUGGCUAAUGAGUUGAAGGUGGAUGUUCUUUUAGAAAAUAUAUUUUCAGAUGAUUCAAGGAAAUGCAAAGAUGUGUUUGAGGUUUCAAUUUGGAAUUCUGUUUUCACCGAUGAUUAUGUGAACUCAUGGGAUAGUCAUUUUGUGGCUUUUUGAUUGUAUCCUGACAUUGCUCUGACAGGUAAUGGGCAUGCCUGGAAAACACCCGUCUGCUCAAUUGCUCUGCCUUCCUUCCUUCCUUCCUUCCUUCCUUCCUUCCUUCCUUCCUUCCUUCCUUCCUUCUUUCCUUCCUUUCUUCCUUUUUUUUUUAAAAGCUGAUCAAGUUUCAGUGUCAUUUUUCCAAUAGAAAAACACACAACCAUUACAUUUUCUUCUUUGCCUCCUUGAAGAGACUGAAAACACAGAUGACUUUGGUGUCUAAUGAUUAUAAUGGGAUUCUUAUUUUUUAAAUAAAAAGCCAUAGUGUCUGGGUUAGACAGACUGAUGGAGUGUUAUGUGAACUGGUGUUCACUGUGUGUCCUUUGUCCUUUCUCCUUCACCUGGGUAAGGUCAGCAUGCCCGGGCUUCUUAGGGAAGCGUGCUGCUGCAGGAGGCUGACAGCAAGCAGUAUUUUUGCACUGUAACAAAUACAUAUAUAUCCUUCUUCAGCCACCUGAGAAUUCUCCGGGCAGAUGGAGAGGGAGCAGACACUCAGCUGCUUCCUCUCCAGUUUUGUGUUAGAGUAGUUCAGACCCAUAAUUAAAGGUUAAUUUCAUGCUUAGCUUCUGAAACCGUACCUGGUUCCUUUCUCCUGGUGAAAUGCUGGUCUCUGGAAAGGUGGAGCUAUUUGGUUAAGUAUUUCCCCCUUAGAAACAGAAGAAAGAACAGUGUUCAAGAUUUGAUCUCCAUUUGCAAUUCCUCAUACCCAGAACCCCUCCUGUGGCCAUCUACAAAACUGGCCAGUUUAGGACAAUUUAGGGUCUAUCUCGUUAGCCAUUUGGUUGCUCAUUUUGCUGCAAAAUAUAAUUCUUCAGUAAACUUAAAUAUACUGCUGGCCACUUGGUUCUGUGACCGGUUAACAGUUUCAUCUGUUGUCUCUGCAGGGUGUGGGUCUGUGUGUCUCUCUGUUUGAGUCUGAAGCUACAGCCCUCCCCCUUGCCCUCCCCCAGUUUUACAUGAAAUCCCAGAGAGAAUUUCACCUCUUCUUUAUCUCAGAUAACAUUCAAAGAUUCUGGGUAUGGAUUUAUAUUUUAUAAAAGUGACAUUCAUCUGCUUUGAGUUUUUUUUCCCCCUCUGGGAAUCAAGUCAAAGGAUGCCCCCUCACCCCCAAACCCCUAAAUACUCUCCUCCUGUAUAUACAGAAAACAGUGGACUUAAGGGCUUGAUAUGUUUUCAAGCCUCAUGAAUUCAGGUUUCUAGUCUCCCAGUGCCCUUAAUGUAUGUUAGGGACGCAUAAAUGUGGUUUCUUUUAGGGUGAAAUGUUAGAUUUAUAGCGUUAUUUCUAUAUUCCUUUGUACUAGAGAGAGUGAUGCGUUUGGUUUAUGACACUCCAGUGCCAGGUUGCCUAUGAUAACUCAGUUUGUUUCCGAACUCUGGAAAUCUUUACAGUCAUCGUUAGAGGUUCUGUGGACGUCCAAAACACUUUGAAGUUCCCUGGCCAAGGCUGUAUUGUCCUUACUUGUAUUCAGUGGGUAGGGCAGGGGCUAUCAGAGUGGCACGGGGCAGUUUCUCUCCCUAAGUGAAUGCUGUAUGGACAGUGUCCCUUCCUUGUCUGAUCAAGCUAUGGUGGCAUCUGAGUCAGUGAGGUGAGCUCUCCGUUGGCUUCAUUUUGCUGUGGAUUGUCCCCCUGUUCCCCACAUUAUGGUGUGUCACAGCCAGGGACGGACAGAAGUGUCAACAAAUGGAGACCUUAGUCCAAAAUUAAGUAGGUUUCGGUUUCAUCAAUUAUUUGUAGCAGCGAAGUCUGUUCUUGUGGCUUUCUGCUUCAUGAUGAGGCCAAUCAGAAUCCCCAGAGCCAAGGCUUCAGGAAGAGUCUGGUCUCAGUCAGAUGGACUGCGUCCAUAUGCCUUCAGAGGGCACUAGCUUUGGAGGUUCAGCUAUAGCCCUGUGUGCUUUGACCUUUUAGACUUUAUGUUGAGCGGAGAGAGUCUUUGCUGGUCUGGUUCGGUCUGUGUCCUGCUGCCUGUAAAUGCAUGCCUAUGGUUUUAUUUACGCCUGUCUGCUUGCCUCUUACAAACCGAAUUCUGCAUUUUUCACAAUUUUUCCACACUGUCUUGAUAUAAAAGCCCCUCCUCAUCUUCCCUUUUAGUUUACCCCAGGCUUAGAGAAUUGGGGAGGAGGUCUGAAGCCCUGGGAAUGGAUGAAGGACUGUGACUAAGAGCCUGUGAUCUACUGAGGUGGCUUUCUACCUCACCCCACAGAGCUGCCCUCGGUCGACAACCCUGCAAUCCCAGUAAGGAGAAACACACUACACAUACACAUGUACACUUGAUUAAGCAUUCCUGUGUAGAUAGGACCUAAGAAUUGACAGUAGGUCUUGGAACUAUCCAAACCCGUAUUUCCAGGGAGUCUGAGCAGUGGCGGGCCAAGGGCAGACAAGUACGUUCCUCACAGUGCUCUCUUUGCAGAGAGGCUCAAGAACAGCAGGUUUGGAAUGUUCUGUAAAUGUCAGAACUGGGGCUGGAAGUAUUUACCAGAGAAAUUGGGCUGUGUACCCAAGUGGUGGAGUGUCUUCAGAAAUGGGGAAACAUUUUGUUGGUGUAUGCAGAAGUUUAAUGUAGAUAUUUGAACAGGUGUUUGAAAGAAUCCUGCCUUGCUCCCCACCCCUUAAAUCUCUGUUAGGAGUUUUAUAUGUGAUGAAAAAAGUGUUUUGUUGCUUUUGUGUUCUGUUUGGGCGAGUCUCCUGUGUGCUGCCGUGUCAGCGUAGCUGAGUGGACACUAGCUGUGUAAAUAGCUUCUCAAGAGACAUUUAUAUGGAUAGCUGUGUGGCAUUUCCUUCCAUUAUCAAUGAGGACUCUUUGUGAAUGCCCUUUCUCUGUAGCUACCAAAAAAAAAAAAGGCCUGGCUUAUGGUCCCAUGUGACCUUGUGUCCGUUAAACCCAGAAUAUGAGUGCCUUUAGCAAGCGUUAGCAUUUCACAGAGGGUAGAGAUGACAGGAUUUACUGCCAUUAACCACUGUUCAUAAAAUAGCUUGAAAUAGCAACGGUCCUUGUGAAUUCUGUUCUGUGUCCGCCCCCCACCCCCACCCCCGUUUCUUAGUGUGGUCUCAAUUUGCUUUUGGGUAAAGUGUGUACUCUGGGUGGGAGCCCGGCUGCUGAGGUUGGCAGGAGUCGUCUCCGUGGCUCUGUUUGACGCCACAGAGGACUCAGAGCUUGAGAUGCUGAUGUUGGAAAAAAUUCCUACAGCGACCGUGCUCUGGCUUGGUUCAUCUGUAGAGUGGAGAGAAUUAUGUAUCUAAACACAGUGAGGCUCUGGGUCAUGCUGUACUCCAUCUGUGCAUGGAUAGAGGGACCUUUCCAAGCAAGCGUGAGGCCUUUGAAAAACGACAAUUUCCUUCCUUUGAUUAACUGAAAACAUUAAAAUUCCUGAGGUCUUUACAAUCUUCCAAACAUAUGAUUAAACCAAUAGUAACAUUUCCCUCAGAAUUUUAUUAUGAAGAAUUUUGGACAUUUGUCAAAGUGGAAAACAUUUUGGAGCACACCUAACUAUCUCCUACUGUUGACAUUUCCCCACUCGGGUUUCCUCACGUCUCCCACGAGCCCAUCGCGUGUUCUUCUGUCUGCCCGUCAGGACAGAUGGCUCUGUACACUCCAGACAGCGUCCAUACCACGAGUGUCACACACUAGGAUUUAAUAUUUAAAUGUUAAUGUCUUAGAAAGACCGCAUGUGUAGGCCUCUCCUGUGGAUAUCAGUCUUCCUUGUUUCUGUUCUUGAGUGUGCUUAGAGUUUCCAACGAGUCCGCAUCAGGUUACGUGGCCCACAAACGUUACCUUCCCUACAGGACUUGCUGUGAACUCCCAGGCGCUGUGACCACUCGCCUCCUAUGCCUGUACAUAGCAGGAUUAAACUCUGAGACAACAGUACUGUCUACUGCAGGUGGGCAAGCCUUAGAGCAGCCUACAGCCUCCCUCCAGUUGUGCUGGGGAGAGCUGCCGUCUGCCUCCAUCCUCUGCCCGCCUUCUGUGGCCAGCGCUGCAGAACCGAAGGGGUUUGCUCAGGUCGGGUAGAUUGGAUGUGGAGAACCAACUCACAAUCCAACCUGAGUGCUUUUAGGCUGUCACCUUAGGCUUCCAGUGUCACUGAACACUUCCUUUGUGCCCUUAGAAGGACUGUAUUUAUUUUUUACCAGCUAGGAUUUUAGUUUUAGACAUUUCACAGCUCUCUUCACACAGAGAUAGUCCUGUGGCUGGUUGUUGUUCUGUGAUGUCCCAUGUAGCUCAGGUUAGUCAAUUCUUCCCUGUAGCCAAGGAUGACCUUGAACUUCGCCCUGCCCGCCUCCUCCUGCCUCCACCUCCUGGUGCUGGGAUUACAGGCAUGAACCACCAUGCCAGGGUAUAAAUUGUAGUUUUAAUUGAGUCCAAAGCAAUUGCUAAAAUCUCACUGCACUGUUGAACACCAAUUCAUGCAGGGUCUGCCUGAUUGUUUUUUAUGACCACUCCGUCAACAUAAGUGCUUGCGUCACCCCCUCACUCGUGAAAAUGGUGUUCUCCAUCACUGACCCCUUUCAUGCACUUUCUACCUGAUGCUUUGUUGUUGUUGUUGUUGUUGUUGUUGGUCUUGAGAAAUGACUCCAUAAGUCAGGGUGAGCGAUACUGUCUUAGGGCAAAGCCCUCUCGGGGGGCAAACCCUCCCGGAAGUGGCUGGGCAUUGCUCUGCCUUCUUUUGGUAUCUGAUCACCCGCCAAAGGUUCUGUAAGCCCGUGUGUCAUUUUGUAAGUCUCACGUUGACUUGCUCACCUGUGGUCCUCCUCUCCCCCUCCAGUCUACUGCAGUGACCUGGUAUGGGUUUUGUGUGUCGCCUUUGAGAUGCCUUAUUGGGUGUGCUGGGCUCUGCUGUCAAGCGUCCCUGCUGUUCACUGAGACAGGCACGUCCUCUCUGGGUAUGUGCUCUUGAUCCGGAAGCAAAGCAGAUGUUGCUUUUGAUAUCAAGGGUGCGCUUUAAUACAGUUAUUGUCUUAAGUUAGACAUGAAGCAGGAAGCUGAGGGAGCGUGGAACCCUUCGUGUGGUCAGUGUGGCGAACCGUAAAUGUGCUUUUGCUGUUUCACUAGAGAGAAUGCAGCCGAGAAACACCAAUCCAGUCCGGAAAGUGGGGCUGUGCCCUAUCACGCUCCCCACUCGUCACUUGGCCGUUGAGAAUCUGAGCAGGCCAUUGUCGGGCAGCGGGCCAGUCUAAUGUUCUGGGGCUACAGAGCUGACUGACGUCACAGGAUUCAAACCAAUCAACUGUGAACUGUGAAGUUGAAAUUGCUCUUCUGGUUUUUUAUUUCCUUCAGCCUAAUAAAUACAGAAGUCUGAAUGUUACUGAAGCUUCUUACCCCACUUACGUUGACUCAUCCUGGCUGUGUACUCUCAUGUAUGUACUGAUUUCUGAUAAAGGCUUGAUGACAUUGUAACUGGCUUUUUUGUGUGUUCAGUUCAAUAAAAUGGUUUCUGAGUCUCGUCUCAAAA
Messenger RNA from Apodemus sylvaticus (European woodmouse), 7449 nucleotides. It is a transcript of the gene Zmat3, whose product is annotated as zinc finger matrin-type 3. Gene Ontology annotation, molecular function: zinc ion binding; nucleic acid binding. The record is from RefSeq and is a predicted model, not a curated record. NCBI's taxonomy places the organism in Eukaryota, Metazoa, Chordata, Mammalia, Rodentia, Muridae. The coding region runs from base 217 to 1086 and encodes 289 amino acids. The transcript has 6 exons.